This is a messenger RNA of Symsagittifera roscoffensis, 3762 nucleotides long. RefSeq names its product FHF complex subunit HOOK-interacting protein 1B-like. The record is from RefSeq and is a predicted model, not a curated record. Bases 105 to 3470 code for a protein of 1121 amino acids. NCBI's taxonomy places the organism in Eukaryota, Metazoa, Xenacoelomorpha, Acoela, Convolutidae. The transcript has a single exon.
UACAGAUCCAAUGAACGUUUCUGACGACAACAAUGCGACAAUGAUGACACGAAAACGCUUAAUCAGCUCUAAAAGUGCAGAAUCUGUUGUAAUAACAGCUGCCAAUGGACUCGCUGGUGACCGGUGAGCCAUGUGACGGAAUCUGCAAGUUUGCAUGCUUUUUAAACAACGAUUCAUUGCAUGUCGUUACUAUCAAACGAAAAUGCCCGUGUAAGGAACCAAAAUUGUGCACGAUUUACAACGGAGGCUUCCUUUUAAAUUCCGAUUCUAAAUUAAUUCACGAGAUCGCGCUUGUAUGCAUGGAAGCGUUCUACAGUCAUUGGCGUCAAAUUCAAGACGUAUUCAACAAAUAUUCAUCCGUCAACAAAGCCCUGAGGUCGUCCAACCUCAAUUUACAUUCUUCGACUGGAGCUCCUAAAAAUAGUACAGAUGAUACGAGCGAAGAGAGCAAUGAUUUGAACUCAGUUUUGAAUAAUUUGAACUCGAUUGCGCUGUUAAUCUGCGCUGAAUGUCAACCAUUUACUUCGAAAGUUCCGAACGGAUUUCUUGAAUUGAAUCACGGAGCACAGCGAAACGGCAAAAGCGAUGAUUCCUUGCAUCAUACAUGCGGGCCCUUGCUAUCUGCGCUCAUAAAGUAUCGAAUUCUAGAAAGAUGCUCGGAAUUUUGCGCGGUUAAUGCGGGAAGCAACGCUGACAGUGCCAAAGUGCAGCUGUUGAAUAUUUACAGAAUUCUAGUGAGUCAAGCAAAGCAGCCCAUUUUCAUUUUUGAAGCUCCCACGAAGGCAAUUUUGAAUAUCAUCAGUGAGUGCAGAACGUACAGCUCGCCUAAUGUGGAGUGCAUCUUACUGAGCUUACUGUACGAUUUGAGUUGGCUUUUCAGCAAUGAACCGAAAGUUUUCAAAUUGUUUUCUCAGUUUUCGCUCAGCCAAUCACAGCCGGAUCUGUUGCCUUUGAGUAUUCUAGUUGUCUACAUGUACCGAGACAAUGAGCUGGGCGAGCUGGCUCGCAAAUCGAUCUACCUGAUUUUUUCGGCCAUCAGUUUGGACUACUCCAUGAUCAAGUAUGUUUCUGAGAAGUCAUGCUUUUGUCCAGUGUUAGCUACUGGAAUAAGCGGAACUUACUCCUCGCUUCCGACUAUUUUACCCCAGAAUUAUCUCCGCCUACCGGUGUUAUAUGAAUCCGACUGCACAAAUGUGCCUUAUUUGUCCAAUUUCAUGCAAGCGGUGCAAUUUUGCAAUUCUCUGUGCAACAUAUCACACAAACUUGUCCGCGAGAGCAUUGCGGAUUUUAUUCUGGCCGGGUUUCUCUGUCCGAUCAUCCUCCCCUCGAUCAGUCAGGCGUCGUGUGCCGAAGCUGUGGCUUCGACUGCAUAUCUAGACUUUUUCCUUCGAACCAUUUCCGAAAGUAGCUUAAUGCGUUGUGCCGUUAACUUCGUGCUAACCACUAAAGUGGACAGCCAACCUUUGAUAAACUUGAUAAUAAGUCGAAUUAACAACCCGGAUAUUUCUUCUCAACGUGAAUCUGUAGCGUCUAGUCUCGAGGAUACUACUAGUGUUGGCGAUUCAGUGGGUAGUUCAGGUGGUGUCUUGAGUCGAGCUCUGAGUGUAGCCUCGUUAUGUUUCAUCGCCACCUUAGUUAACCUCAAAUCCGAAGAUGUUAUGCUGGAACUGUUUCUCAGAUUCCUUCUUCCAUGCGAUCAUAUCUUGACCACUCAAAGACCCUGUCUAGCAGCUCAUCAAGCAGACGUGUAUGGAAAAUCAGUGGAGAAGUUUCUAGCCUUGAUUCCAUCUGCAUGUAGAAAAGCCAGACAUAGACCGUUGGUUCUGGUUAAAAAUACAGGCAGACCUCCGGUUGUGAAUCUAAACGUGCCUGUACAAUCUCUAAGUGGAUCUGUAAGACUGUCGUCGACUUCUUCUGGAAAAGUGAUUCAAAGACUUCAAAGGAACAUUUCUGCGCCUCAAUCUGCGAGUUUAAGCGUACGAGAGAAAGUGGUCAGUGGAAGCGAAGAAGCUGCAUCGUCGGACGUGGAUGUCGUGACAUUAGCGCAAUAUGAGACUUCCUAUUUCGAUUAUUUGGCCGACGCAAAAAGCCGAAUUGAGGAAUGUUAUUUUGCAUCCACCGAUUGGAAUUGUAAAUACAACACGGGAAAGGAGACAAAACCCAGAACCACUCACGACGCAAUGGCCAGAAAGAAUUUUCGGCCGUUCAAAAUGCAAUUGACUAAAAGUAUAGAAAACAUCCAUUUAACAAAUGGUAACAGUUCGGCCAAGCGAAACAUAACAACGUGGCACGAACAUAAGCGCAGUUUGAAAAAUAUUCCAGCUGAACAGUUUUUCGAAGAAUUGGAUGUUGAAGAGUUCAUGAGGAUCAAAGCAGAUGUUCACUUAGAUGAAUGCAAUGGAACUCUGGGAUCAUCAUUGAUUCGAGAAAAAGAAAUGUGUGAAAAAAUUGAUUCCGUGCUUACUGAUUCUUUUGAAGAUGUGUUGCAAAAUGGUGCUGAUGUUGACUCCUACGAAGAUGCCAAAUUAAGUUCAUGUGCCGAUAUUUCAAAUGAGAGACCAAAAAAAUUGGCUUUGCUUACAUUCGAUUCAGCGAACCUUUUGUCCAUCGAUUCGCCCUUGCCAUCUAUUGGAUCUCCCUCAAAUCCACAUGUAUGUGAAAAUCAAAUUUACUUGUCAAGCUCGAAAAGUACGCAAUCAUUUUCAGACGCGCUUAGAAGACAAGACAUUGAUCUGUCGUCAAGCAUGAAUAGUGACCGGGGAAACUUUUCCUUGUCUUUAGGCUCUACAGAGGCAAAGAAAACUUUCAAGCAGGGUGUGACCUCUCCUACAAAGUCAAUUCCUAAUGUUUACAUGGGUCCUUGUUUUGCGGCCCUCUUUGCAAAACUGGAGGCGUUUUGCGACAGUGAUUUUCAUUUGAAUCUAGUUUUGACGGGAGUUUUUGCAUCCUUAGUGGCCUACCCAAUGCCUUUGCUUAAGUCUUAUCUUCUAAACCCGAAUAUGUUAUUCCAACCAUCUGUCAAAACUCUCUAUACAGUUUUGCAGAAACUACGUUCCAAAGUUGACCAAUACGCCCAAUCCAUUGACAACUUCCAGGAGUUGCUCCUAAGAGGUCGCUACUAUUUCGCAAAUAUGGAACGGUUUGAAGAUGUAACUCUGGAAGAAUAUUUUUCCUCUGGAUCCAAUACAGACUUAUCAGAAAGUGGGAGCGCUAAAAACUCAUCGGAUAAAAAAUUCCCAACCUUGAUGCUGGACGCUAUACUGCGUCGAAGAAAAUCGAAGAGCUCAAAGGCCAAAGGUGCGUUAAAUCAAUCCAGCGAAAACGCUUUGAUAGAUGACCGAUCAAGUCUAGAAGACGCAAACGUAACCGAGGAGACCCGAAAUUGCGUAAUGGCAGUAAUACUUAUGGAAGAGUUUGUGAAAGAGUUAGCUGCAUUCUGCCAAGAGCAUUCUGUGUGCGAAAACAACUAAAAGGGACUCAAAAUUGGUUAAAAGAACUCAAAACGAAGCAUUUCUUAAAUUAAAGUUGCAAUAAAAUGCAAUACCUAUUAGUGUAACAGUUUUCAAAGCUUUUUCUGGUACAAUUAUUAGUUUUUUAAAAAUCAAUUAUCAUGUUUUUGGUUUUCUCUUCACUGAAUAUGAUUCUAAUUUCUAUAACAGAAUUUAAUUUGUAAAUCAAAUGUUUUGGAUUUCAAAAUGAAAUUGUAAUAUUUUAUCCAAUUCUAUGAAAAGCGUAGCUUAGAUAAAUUAAAUAUUUAAACAC